Salpingoeca rosetta is the source of this 1824-nucleotide messenger RNA. Its product is annotated as tyrosine phosphatase. The coding region runs from base 738 to 1235 and encodes 165 amino acids. NCBI's taxonomy places the organism in Eukaryota, Choanoflagellata, Craspedida, Salpingoecidae. Gene Ontology annotation, molecular function: protein tyrosine phosphatase activity. Gene Ontology annotation, cellular component: nucleus. The record is from RefSeq and is a predicted model, not a curated record. Gene Ontology annotation, biological process: protein dephosphorylation. The transcript has 5 exons.
UCACAAAUCCUACCGCUCCGAGACAAGCCGACAAGCCAGAUCCCCGCUCUCCCCCCUCACCAACGUUUGACUGUUGUCCUGAUCGCGCUCGCCAAUCCACGCUCUAUCCCCCGCAAGCCUCUCUCUGCAUCCCUCUUUGCGACCCCUUCCACACUCAUUACCUCCCCUCUACUGCCACCCCCGACUGCCUGACGGACCAGCUGACUCUGCCACGCAGCCAACCGCUUGAACACCACAAACAACGCGCUCGCGCCUCUCGUGGACCUUUUGCGUAUCCUUCACACAGUUUCUCCAUCUAUGGCUCUCUUUGACAAGUCCCUCCCAAAGUGCGUCAACCAAAUUGAGUACAGCCGAGGUGGAAUGUGCGUGUGAACGUUAAGCUCCUCCACCAACUCUUUUACCCCUCCUCCGUUGCCUCUAGUUGCCGUAGUUGUUCCUCCUACUGCCUGCCAUACGCAGCUCGCACCCUUGCGAACGUCUUAAUCUUCCCCCGAGUUGGUCUUUGAGCCCCCCCCCCUAUUUCUUUUCUUUCGCUCGUGUUAUUUCGCCUGUACACUUGCCUGAGCGCACAUUGGUGCCGCAAGCAAUCCCUCUUCCCUCUUCUGUUGUCUCAGUACAAAUCCUCUCUUCGAGCCUUUUUAGGUUGUUUUAGCUUUGACUCCCUUGUCUUUUCUCUUUCGUGGCUCGCUUGUUGAUCCCUCGUUCACUCCCCUCGCUCCAUCCAAGCAACCGGCAUCAUGACAUCUGCUGGUCAGGCGCGUAUGCACAUCAGCCCCAUCACUCACAAGGGCCUCCGCUUCGUCAUUACGGAUCGCCCGACAGAGGAUACCCUCCCGGCCUACAUUGAGAUGCUGAAGCAGCACAAUGUGAAGCACCUUGUUCGCGUGUGCGAACCAUCGUAUCCAACAAAGGAUAUCGAGCAGGAGGGCAUCCGUGUCCACGACUGGCCAUGUGAGGACGGUGCGCCACCGCCAAAGGAUGUGCGCCAGAACUGGCUGAAGCUGUGCAACGAGACCUUUGCUGCCAACGACAAGGAUGCGAUUGCUGUGCACUGCGUUGCUGGCCUUGGCCGCGCCCCCGUGCUUGUUGCCAUCUCGCUGAUUGAGAGCGGCAUGUCCCCUGAAGAUGCUGUCAUCUUCAUCCGCAAGCACAGGCACGGCGCCAUCAACAAGCGCCAACUGCUGUUCCUGCAAGAGUACAAGCGCAGCGGCCGGGGCGGAUGCACAAUCCUGUAAUGUGCAAGCCUUUUUGUGUCGCAACUGGCAACGCUCGUGACUUUAAUUCCAAGUGCUCCUACCGACGCUUGCAUGUACUCUAAUUGUGCCGCAAGCUGUCACUGUCCCUUGUCGUGUAUGUGAACUCGUUUGUCUAGAGUGUGCGUGCGUGUGUGUAUCGCGCUGUCAUGUCUUACCCUGUGCCAUAGUUCUUGUGCUUUGUGGACGUGUGUUAUGAGUGUCCCUAAUCGCCUCGUGUCACACCAUCACCACUUGUGUGUGUUUUUGUUCCACUGUCGUCUCUGCCUCGCUGGUGAUUGGUGUCACAAUCACUGUCUGUGUCCGUACCACGUUGUCCCAUCAUGUCAUCAUGCCGAACAACACCAUCAACGUUGUUCUUCCUUCCUUCCUUCCUUCCUUCCCUUUUUCUUUUCCCACGAUCAUUACCACCCUUUCUUUGUUUGUUAGCUUGCUUGCGUGCGUGUCACCACGCAACUUGCAGUAAACCAACACCUAUACAUCCUGUGCUUCCUGCGUGUGGCCUGUGUUUUGCUGUUCGGGAAGUUUACACCCAGACACACAACACAGAAUCAAACGAAUGUAAAACCAG